This is a messenger RNA of Australozyma saopauloensis, 4419 nucleotides long. RefSeq names its product Pan1p (gene PAN1). Gene Ontology annotation, molecular function: actin binding; calcium ion binding. NCBI's taxonomy places the organism in Eukaryota, Fungi, Ascomycota, Pichiomycetes, Serinales, Metschnikowiaceae. The record is from RefSeq and is a predicted model, not a curated record. The coding region runs from base 1 to 4419 and encodes 1472 amino acids. Gene Ontology annotation, cellular component: actin cortical patch; plasma membrane; cytoplasm. Gene Ontology annotation, biological process: endocytosis; endosomal transport; actin cortical patch assembly. The transcript has a single exon.
AUGUACAACCCCUACUUUUCCUCCGGCGAUCUGGGCAACUAUGGGUACCAACAGCCGCAGCAGAAUCAACAGCUGUAUGGCCAGAACUACACGCUUCCACCCCAGGGAACCGGCUACUAUGGCCAGCAGCAGCCGCAAUUCGGCAUGCAGCAGCAGCCAGGCUUGUUCCAGGGCCAGCAGACCGGAUUCCAGCCCCAAUUGCAGCCCCAAUUGCAACCGCAGACGUCGUUCCAGGCCCAGCCCACCGGCUAUGGCGCCCAGACGUUCCAGCCGCAGCAGACGGGGUUUGGCGGUGCUCCGCAGUAUGCCGCUGCGCCGCAGCCGCAGCUCCAGCAGCAGAAGACGGGCUUUCUGUCGGCGUUGGCUCUGGUCAGCCAGAACCAGGAAUUGAAGAUCCCCAACAUGCGCUUGUCGUUCAUCACCGCUGCGGAUCAGUCCAAGUUUGAGAACUUGUUCCGCACAGCGGUGCCUGUUGGCGAAAACGCCAUCUCGGGCGAUGCCGCGCGUGACAUCUUGUUGCGGUCGGGCUUGGCGCCAGUCACUUUGGCGGAGAUUUGGGCCCUCUCCGACACAAACAAGCUGGGGCUGCUCUUGUUCCCCGAGUUUGCCCUUGCCUUAAGCAUGUGCAAUUCUGCCUUGAAGGGCGAUGCGGUGCCGCGCGUGCUUCCCGAGAAGUGGCUGAACGAGGUGCAAAGCUUUGUCGAUGCGAUCUCCUUUGCGGUGCCUGAGGAUCCGUCCAAGGUCCUCGAGAACACCCCGUUUUCUACUCUCAACCAGCAGAAGUCCAGCACCACCGACGACUUUCUUAGUGCCAUCGCACCCCCCUCGACUCUGUUCACUGCUCAGCCCACUGGAUCUUUCCAGGGCUCUGCUUUGCUCCAACAGAGAACUGGUGGAGGCUCGUUGAUUCCAUUGCAACCCCAACAAACAGCGGGUUUCGUGCCUGCCCUGGGUCCUUUGCAAUCCCAACGCACGGGCCCAUUAGCUGCACAAGGCACUGGCUACAACUUCCUGGCUCCUUUGGCCGCCCAACGAACUGGACUGUUGCCUCCAACCACGUUCCAGGCCCAACCAACCGGCGGCUUUCAGCAGCAACCGACAGGAGGGUUCCAGGCACAGCCACAGCCCCCAACCACUUUCCAAGCUCAACCAACUGGUGGCUUUCAGCCUCAAGCCACAGGGCAAUCGCAAAUGCCGGGGUCAUAUUUCCCAUCUCAGCAGCCCUUGCAGCAACAGCUGACCGGUUUCCAACAACAGCAACAAACGGGAAUGAUGCAACCCCAAAGGACCGGCCCGGGUUCUAUGGCACCAUUGCAAGCGCAACCUACUGGAAAGCCGGGAGAAUGGGGUUUUGUUUCAAUGCCAACAGGCGGUCUCCCUGGUUUGAACGCCAUGCAACAACAUUUCUUGCCUUCUUCUCAACUCUCCAGUAACAAUUUGCAAAACCAAAUGGGCGGCACUCUUAAGGACAACGUUGGCUGGGCUAUCACCAAACAGGAGAAGCUGAUCUAUGAUGGUAUAUUCAAUGCGUGGGAUUCGAACCGUAAAGGCUUCAUUGAUGGUGAUGUUGCUAUCUCCAUUUUUGGCAAGUCUGGUUUGUCUCGGCCUGAUCUUGAGACUGUUUGGAACCUUUGUGACUCCAGUAACAGGGGUAAGUUGAACAAAGAUGAGUUUGCUGUCGCAAUGCAUCUUGUUUACCGCCGGUUGAAUGGGCUCGAACUUCCGUUACGCCUCCCUCCUGAAUUGGUGCCACCAUCGUCAAAGUUGCUCCAAGACUCGGUUGAUUCUUUAAAGAACGAUUUGAAGGGCGGUACUGCAUCAAGAAAGAAUUCGUCUGCUUCCAUUACGGCUGCCUCUCGUUUCAAAAAUGAUGAUGACGAUAUCUCGUAUGUUUCAUCUUCUAGAUACAAAAGCAAGCGCUCUGGUGAUUCCGAGAAUACUAGUAGUGUUCCUAACUCAAAUUCCAAUGAUCUUAAAAUUCAGGAUUUGAAAAAAUUGAUCCGUGAGAAGAAAAUAUUGUUGGACGCCGUCAAUCUGGAAGACCAGCACGAAGCAAUUGAAAGACGUAAAAACGAGGAGGCCAGCACUCGUGAAAUCGAGAACUUGAAAUACAGAAUCAAAGAUGUGCAACUCCAACUCACAAAGUUGGGUGCCGGACAUUCAGACCAGGAGAAAUCCUCAAUGUUGCAGACUUUAGAACAUUACACGAAGGAUACUGUUCCUCAGUUGAUCUCUCGCAUUUCAAAGGUGAAUGCUGAAAUCGCAGAUGUCAAGAUCAAACUCUGUGAAGCUCAAAUUAAACAAAAACACCCAUCUUGGUCGCCACAAGAGACUGAAGAGUCGAUUGUUGGCACUGGGCCAAAUGGCCAAGUCACCGAUACCGAUCGUCGUAGAUUCAAGUCGAAACAAAUGAUGAAACAACGUAUGGCUGCCUUGACUGGCAAAACCUUCUCCAAUGGUGGCGAGAAUUCCGAGGCAACAAACAUCUGGAAGCUGGAGGUUGAGAAAAUUAAGGCUGAAUCGGAGAAUCAAUCUCUUAUGGUUCAGGAUGUCCUGGCCAGCAUACAGGAAUUAGAAGAUGGAGCCCUUGUUCCUUUAAGCGUCUCUGUCAAGAGUGAAACCAGUUCUCGCAAAUGGGAGCAAGGAGAAGGCAUUUCUGAUUCAGUUCGUCUUUUUGUCAAUGAGCUCAAUGCCUUUGCAAGACUGCAGCAACCGCAAGCGCAACCCUCGGUCAAGCCCAACGUAAACUCGGUUUCUCCUGCUCCGGUUGAAGCUCAGCAUAGUGCUCCUCAAGCAGCAGUUCCUCAGGAGAAACCAAAAUUUUCAACUCCAGACGAGAAAUCGGCAUACGUCAAGGCAAAUGCAGGCAAGCGUAUGCAAGAGCGCUUGGCCAGAUUGAAGGCAUCCAGAACAAAGUCCUCUACAAACACCCCAACUGUAAGCGAGGCAGUUCCAGUAGCCGAGACUCCAGUUGUGAAUGAAAAAGCUCCCGAAGAAGUUGUGGCUCAACAGCCUGUCUCUCAACAGCCUGUCUCUCAACCCCCUGUUGCGGAGGCAAAAGCUGAGAAAGACGACGAGCUGGAGGAUGAAGAGUACGCCGCAUUGUUGAAACAGAAGAAGGAAAUGGAAGAAAGGAAAAAGGAAAGAGAGCUUAAGCGAAGCCGCGAUAAGGAAGCUCGCUUGGAAAAGCUUAGGAAAGAGAUGGAAGCUUUAAAAGCCAGCGAGAAUAACGAUGAUGACUGGAGUGAUGAUGACCUCAAAGCCUUGAACGCAGGAGCUGUUUCACUGAACAACCCUCAUGCAAGCAAGCCUCCUGUAACAACCUCUGCACCCGUAAAAGAUGUAGCUGUUGAGAGCAGUUCGCCUGUUGUUAACCUGACUCCCGCUACUCUGGGCCAGACGGCUGAGUUAUCGAAGCCAGAACUGGCUUCCCCAGCUGUUCCACAAACCAAUGGAGGCAACCACGACAACAAUCCAUUCGCAAAGAUAGGCGCGAACAAUGGAACUCACAAGAACUCUAACCCAUUCUUCAAACCAACCAACACUGGCAACUCUGCAGUAGACUCGAAAAAGUUGGAAAAUCAGAGGGCUGCUCAAAGAGGACUAGGUCUGUCUGAUUGGAGCGAUGAUGAGGAAAAGUCAUCUGAUGAUGAAGCUCCUAACAGAGCUGGAGCCGCUAAAUUGGCUAGUUUGUUGUUUGGAGGCAUGCCACAACCAAUCUCUAGGAAUCCAACUGGCAAUCCCAGUGGGAUCAAUUCGAGAACAGGUUCUUCUCUGACCUUUGCUCCAGCGGAGCAAGUAGAACUGCCUCAAGUGCCACAGACAAAGUCUCAGGAAGUUGAGCAGCCUUCCUUGCCCCAAGCUACUCCAGAGUCUUCGACUUCCGUGGCUGUGCCACCUGUACCUUCAGGUAUGCCUCCUUUGCCAGACACCAUGCCUCCAAUCCCUCAAGGAAAUCCAUCCGUGCAACCCUCUGUAGGCAAUGAAUCUGACUCCGAAGAUGAAUUUGCUACGCCUCCGCCAUCCAAUCCAGUUGCAACUGCAACUGAGCAUAUUCCAGGUCCUCCUCCUCUUCCAGUAAGCUCAGUUCCACCACCAAUCCCAACAGGCUCGGCUCCUCUUCCACCUCCCCUUCCAACAGAGGCACCACCUCUCCCAAACUUUGCUCCUCCACCACCAGUUGCACCCCCAGCCCCGCCAGCACUUCCUUCUGGUGCUCCACCACCACCAGGCCCACCACCACCGGGCCCACCACCACCACCGACUGGAAUCGCGGCUGGAACGCCUAGUGCACCUCUGGGAGGUAUGCCAAACUUAGGUGCCCUUUUGGGUCAAAUUCAGGGCGGAAAAUCUUUGAAAAAAGUCAGUGACACUGAAAAGCAUGUAUCUGAUUCGGCUGUUGUUGGACGUGUCUUGUGA